Molecule: messenger RNA, 1982 nt
Organism: Chaetomium strumarium
Lineage: Eukaryota; Fungi; Ascomycota; Sordariomycetes; Sordariales; Chaetomiaceae
Exons: 4
Coding region: 117-1817 (566 amino acids)
Biological process (GO): regulation of gene expression
Cellular component (GO): cytoplasm
Molecular function (GO): mRNA binding
Source: RefSeq, a predicted model, not a curated record
GUUGCAUUGCUACCACCUCCUUUGUGCAACUGCUCAUCGACGUCUGCGUCUCUGAACAUCGCUACAAAAGCUCUACACGCACUGGGCAGGACCCUCAAUCCGUGCACUGAAACACGAUGGCGAACGCAACACCGGAUAUCAACUCCAUUCUCAAGAUGCUAGGUGAUGCUACACAGCGACCGGCGGCGUCGACCCUGGCCCAGCCGCAUCCCGGUAUUUCUGCGCCGGCGCCAGUAUAUGCACCGCCAGGACAGAAUCCAUACCCACCGCAGCCCGCGUCAUACCAGGCUCCUCCUCCGGUCUAUGGAUACCCCCAGCCGUCGUCGACCGGAAAUAUCGAUCUAAGCGCAAUUCGGCCGGUCGACUCGGGCACUGUGCCAGUGCUUGCCGACGCAAUCGCCAAAGCAAAGGCAUUUGCGGCAGAAAAAGGUGUCGCGUCGUACGACCGGCCCAAUGCCGCCUACCCUGACCAGCGUCAGCCCGAUUCGAGAUACUACCAACGCUCGCGAUCCAAGAGCCCCAGAGGGCGCGAGGCGUUCCGAGACAACUUCAACCCAUAUCGAGACGAGCGGCGUGCCGACCAUGGCGCGCAGGGACGGGACUACGGCCGAGAGCGUUCCUAUUCUCCCGGUCGUGGUCGGCAGGGCUUCUCGCCACGCGGUUCACACGGCGGUGGUCGUGACCGCGAUCGGUCUCCUCUGAGAGGCAAGGAGGACAAUGUCGAGACGAUUGAUAUCGAAGCGAGUCUGGUCGGGCUUAUCAUCGGCCGCCAGGGCGAGAACCUCCGGCGGGUUGAAGGAGAGAGCCGCUGCCGUGUCCAGUUCCUCCCGCCGACGGGCCAGAACGACCAAUAUCGACUUUGCAGAAUUACCGGUCCGCGGGCACAACGCGAGGAGGCGAAAGAGAUGAUCAAUCGCAUCAUCCGCGACAGCGGCAUGCGGGGUGCUCCCCAAGGCGGGGGCGGCGAUCGUGGCCGCGACGGUGGUCGCGGUGCAGUUCCUCCCCCGGUCCCCAAAGAGGGUGAGGACAGCCUGCAGAUCAUGGUCCCCGAUAGAACCGUGGGCCUGAUCAUUGGCCGUGGUGGUGAGACGAUCCGCGACCUCCAGGAGCGGAGCGGUUGCCACAUCAACAUCGUCAGCGAGAACAAGAGCGUCAACGGGCUCCGCCCCGUCAACCUCAUCGGUUCUCCCGCCGCUGCCCGGCAUGCUAAGGAGCUGAUUCUCGAGAUUGUGGAUAGCGACAGCAGAAAUGGGAACAAUCCAGCUAACCCGCGCGGCGGCCGUGGGGACAACUUUGGCGGCGGUGGUGGCGGUGGUGGAGGAGGCCACGACAAGAUAAACGACUCGAUCUAUGUCCCUUCGGAUGCCGUCGGCAUGAUUAUUGGCAAGGGCGGCGAGACCAUCCGAGAGAUGCAAAACAUGACAGGUUGCAAGAUCAACGUGUCACAAUCAUCAGGACCAGGUGAAGUAGAACGCGAGAUCGGCCUGGUCGGCACCCGGGAUUCGAUCGAGCGGGCCAAACGCGCCAUUGAGGACAAGGUCGAUGCAGCGAAGCAGAAGUCUGGCGGUGGUGGUGGUCGUGGCCGUGGCCCGCCGCGUGAUUAUGAUAACUCGAGCUAUGCUAACAACAGCAGCGCCCCUCCGAACCUACCCGCCAGUAGCGCGGUUCCAGCUGCUGGUGGCACUGGAAACCAGGCUGAUCCCUACGCUCCAUAUGGUGGUUACGAGCAAUACAUUGCUCUUUGGUGGCAAUCCCAGCUUGCUGCGCAACAGGCCCAGGGCCAGGGAGGCGCAGGCCAGCCCCCCGGGACCUCGUAAAGUCGACAUGCUUCCAGGUUCGCUGAAGGGCUUGAUGCUGACCGCCCACUCGACUCGUUGAUGCGUCUUGACCUGCUACGCCCCCAUCUUCGAUGUUGGCCCUUGAUCUGGCGCCCUGCUUUGCAUGACGACACACUAUGAUACCAGGGCAUGGCAUAUUUGAUC